This is a messenger RNA of Sycon ciliatum, 2382 nucleotides long. RefSeq lists its product as uncharacterized. The coding region runs from base 1 to 2382 and encodes 793 amino acids. The transcript has a single exon. The record is from RefSeq and is a predicted model, not a curated record. Lineage: Eukaryota; Metazoa; Porifera; Calcarea; Leucosolenida; Sycettidae.
AUGUGUAGCCGUGUUAUCCAAGCGGAACGAGCUAAAUUAUUGCGAAAGGAGGAAGCACUAGCUGGUGGGAGAGAUGGACCGAGAGAAGAAGAGCCGGUGAGACAAGAGACUGGGUCAGCGAGGGUGGUGGUGGAGAGUGGAGUCGAUGGUGAGAUACAUGACGACGCGAGAGAACUACUGUCACUGGGACCGAAAUUCAUUCCUGCCAGGAAGGUGGAUGAACGCAUGAUUAUGGAGGUGGAGGCUGGAGUGGAGCGAAUGGCAUUUGGGAGACGAUGGAGGGAAGUCGCAAAGAAGUACAGAGAGAAUGACACAUGUGACGAAAGAGAAAAGGAAAGGGAGGAUGAAAACAUGAAACCGUUGCGAAAAGAUCCGAAGCUGAGGAAAAUAGCUACGACGGAGAAACAGCCACCACUUAUGGAAAGGGAAGAGGAAGGAAAAAUGAGAAGGCUCCGGGAGAACCUCACUAUGCUGUACAGGAGGGAGAUGGCAAUGACGGCGCCCCAGAAGACUCCACUUCGACAUCUGACGGGAAAAGAACGAACGAUGAUCAGAGACCUACGUGAGAACAAAAGCAUCAUAAUCAAGCCGUCCGACAAGAGCAAGGGGUUUGUUGUCAUGGCUAAAACACACUACAUGUCCAAAAUUGAACAAAUGCUCAGCUGUGAGGUCAACUACGAGAGGUCCGACAUUACCGUGAACGAACUGGACAAGACAUCUGCUGGGAUAGCAGAGGACAUUACUACCGGAAAAAUCCCACCACCACUCACUCGUGCACUGAAGCCACACAACUCGCGAAUGUCCACCUUCUAUGGACUCCCCAAAGACCACAAGCCUGGCCUCCCACUCCGCCCCGUGGUAUCGACAUGCGGUAGCCCGACCAGCAGUAUUUCACUUCUGCUUGAGCGCAUUCAUACGCAGUUGCUUCCAUUCGUACCUGCACAUUUAUCGAGUACUGAAGAUUGUAUGACGGCGUUGCGCAACCUCGAAAACCUCCCAGAGGAAUGUAUUGUGGCGUCUCUGGACGUUGUGUCAUUGUACUCGAAUAUUCCUAUUCAAGAAAGCAUCGAUGCGGCCAUAGAGUUGUUGGAAGAGCAUGAGGAAUCAGUUGAUAUGUUCGCACUGUCAUUAUCAGACAUACGCGAAAUGCUCAUGUUUGUCCUCGAGUCAAAUUUCUUUGAGUUUGACGGCGCCAUCUAUCGACAGCAGCAGGGUCUAGCUAUGGGCAACCACCUCGCGCCCCCAUUGGCUAUUAUCUUUAUGUCAAAGUUCGAGUCACGUGCCCUGUCUGAGUAUCCCCUGAAACCGCUCUUGUAUCGUCGGUAUAUUGAUGAUUGCAUACUCGUUUGGAUCUUUGGUAUUGCGGCAUUUCUGGCAUUUGUUGAUUAUCUCAAUUCCCGCCACCCACGCAUACAAUUCACCGCAGAAUAUACACACACGACCAACUCUCACACCAUCAGUUUCUUGGACCUGUCAAUCUCGGUGUCAGGUGGCAAGUUGGACUGGGAGUUAUUUGUCAAGUCGUCCCAUAGUGGUGUACAUUUGUCGUAUUUGUCUGCUUUGCCAAUGGAAACAAAAAUCGCUGUCGCCAACAACCAGAUCCGCAGGGCAGUCAACAACGCAACAACGGAGGCAGGACGACAACGGGGGAUUAAAAAGAUCACCGCACUCCUCCUUGAUAACCACUACCCACGGAGCAUUAUACAAUCAGCCAUACAACACUCCGACACCGCACGGACAACCGCACGCAUCCGAGAGCAGCCCCACCAGCAGACACCACACCGGAAGGGGAAACGACAGUACACGUCACUUGUCAAGGUACCGUACGUAAAUGACCAGCUUGCAAGGAGGGUUCGUCAAGUGGUCAGGUCGUUUGAUAGAGAUGUGCGUGUGGUCUUUACGUCCGGUCGCUCACUAAAGGAUAUGUUGGUCUCGUCGUCAUUCAGCAAGCCACAAUGCCCCAGGACGGUACAGCAGCAGAGGGAGAAGAGGCGGCGGGGUCGGCCGGCUGAAUGUCGUGCAUGCGAUGGUGGUCUGAAGCGUGAUGCUUGUAUGUCCCAAGAUGUGGUGUACUCCAUGACAUGUACCAUCUGUCAAGAAGAAUACGUCGGGGAAACAGAAAGGACAACACGCAAGAGGACCGAGGAGCACUACAGACAAGCCAAGAAUGCGACAUUGGGAAAGCCAUGGGGAGACCAUUAUCGACAAAAGCAGCACACCUUCCCAUCGUCACCGCAGUUUUCACCAUUCGCCCAUCUGCAAGUUCUCGCCCGCAGGCAACGGUCAUACGUUGACCGCAGAAUCAUGGAGGCACUAUUCAUGAGGAAGAGGAAGCCGGCAGUGAACAGUGACAAUGGUUGGCGACUGUUGGGUGAUGUGUAA